UGGGGUUAAUCUAGCCUUUUGGCACUUUCCCUUCUUCAUUCUAAUGUAUGCUUUUUUGUUGUUUGCACACGUAGUGCAGCCAUUUUAUAGAUAAUAAUUAAACUAACACUCGUGUUUGAAUCUUACAGACAAAAAGGAAGCCAGUAAGAGCCUUCUCAACAACUGAGAAUCUCAAGCAGCAUUAAAAAGGAAAGCAAAUCAGGCCAGCAAUCAAACCUUUUCCACCUUCUCCAGAGAACCCCAAAACUCUUCCUCCCCAGCAGGUGACAGACAAGGGAGGGAAAAACAGGAAGAGAAGUUUUGAGCUGGAAAAAAAUGAGUAUGUAUGUGGAACUCAAGGAAACAUUACCUGAAAAGCUCAAGGGGGACAAUUUCCAAAUUCAGAAAAAGAGGGAAAUCUGUGGAAGAAGCAGAGACUGUAGAUCACGGCUGAUUGUUCACAAGAGGAUCCACACCAGAGAAAAGCCAUACAAAUGCUCUGAAUGCGGCAAAAGCUUUACUUGGAACAGCUCCCUGGUCAUACACCAGAGGACUCACACAGGAGAGAAACCGUAUGAGUGUCCAGAUUGUGGGAAAAGUUUCAGUCAGAAUUCUCACCUGGUGAAACACCAGAGGACUCACACAGGAGAGAAACCAUAUGAGUGUCCAGAUUGUGGGAAAAGUUUCAGUCAGAAUUCCGAUCUGGUGAUACACCAUAGGACUCACACAGGAGAGAAACCGUAUGAGUGUCCAGAUUGUGGGAAAAGUUUCAGUCAGAAUUUCAGCCUGGUGAUACACCAUAGGACUCACACAGGAGAGAAACCAUAUGAGUGUCCGGAUUGUGGGAAAAGUUUCAGUCAGAAUUCCGGCCUGGUGAUACACCAGAGGACUCACACAGGAGAGAAACCAUAUGAGUGUCCGGAUUGUGGGAAAAGUUUCAGUGUGAAGUCCAUGCUAGUGAAACACCAGAGGAUUCACACAGGAGAGAAACCAUACGAGUGUCUGGAUUGUGGGAAAAGUUUCAGUGUGAAGUCCAUGCUAGUGAAACACCAGAGGAUUCACACAGGAGAGAAACCAUAUGAGUGUCCGGAUUGUGGGAAAAGUUUCAGUCAGAAUUCCCACCUGGGGAUCCACCAGAGGAUUCAUACAGGAGAGAAACCGUAUGAAUGUCCAGAUUGUGGGAAAAGUUUCAGUCAGAAUUCCGAUCUGGUGAUACACCGGAGGACACACACAGGAGAGAAACCGUAUGAGUGUCCGGAUUGUGGGAAAAGUUUCAGUCAGAAUUUCUGCCUGGUGAUACACCAUAGGACUCACACAGGAGAGAAACCGUAUGAGUGUCCAGAUUGUGGGAAAAGUUUCAGUCAGAAUUCCGGCCUGGUGAUACACCAGAGGACUCACACAGGAGAGAAACCAUAUGAGUGUCCAGAUUGUGGGAAAUGUUUCAGUGUGAAGUCCAUGCUAGUGAAACACCAGAGGAUUCACACAGGAGAGAAACCAUAUGAGUGUCCGGAUUGUGGGAAAAGUUUCAGUCAGAAUUCCAGCCUGGUGAUACACCAUAGGACUCACACAGGAGAGAAACCAUAUGAGUGUCCAGAUUGUGGGAAAAGUUUCAGUCAGAAUUCCAGCCUGAUGAUACACCAGAGGACUCACACAGGAGAGAAACCAUAUGAGUGUCUGGAUUGUGGGAAAAGUUUCAGUCGGAAAUCCAGCGUGGUGAGACACCAGAGGACUCACACAGGAGAGAAACCGUAUGAGUGUCCAGAUUGUGGGAAAAGUUUCAGUUGGAAUUCCGAUCUGGUGACGCACCAGAGGACUCACAGAGGAGAGAAACCAUAUGAGUGUCCGGAUUGUGGGAAAGGGUUCAGUCUGAAUUCUGGCCUGGUUACGCACCAGAGGACUCACACAGGAGAGAAACCGUAUGAGUGUCCGGAUUGUGGGAAAAGUUUCAGUCAGAAGUCCAGCCUGGUGAUACACCAGAGGACUCACACAGGAGAGAAACCGUACGGGUGUCCGGAUUGUGGGAAAAGUUUCAGUCAGAAUUCUGACCUGGUGAACCACCAGAGGACUCACACAGGAGAGAAACCAUAUGAGUGUCUGGAUUGUGGGAAAAGUUUCAUUCGUAAAUCCAACCUGGUGAUACACCGUAGGACUCACACAGGAGAGAAACCAUAUGAGUGUCCGGAUUGUGGGAAAAGUUUCAGUACUAGAUCACAGCUGAUUAUUCACAAGAGGAUCCACGCCAGAGAAAAGCCAUACAAAUGCUCCGAAUGUGGCAAAAGCUUUACUUGGAACAGCUCCCUGGUGAUACACCAGAGGACUCACACAGGAGAGAAACCAUAUGAGUGUCUGGAUUGUGGGAAAAGUUUCAUUCGUAAAUCCAACCUUGUGAUACACCGGAGGAUACACACAGGAGAGAAACCAUAUGAGUGUCCGGAUUGUGGGAAAAGUUUCAGUCAGAAUUCCGAUCUGGUGAUACACCAUAGGACUCACACAGGAGAGAAACCGUAUGAGUGUCCGGAUUGUGGGAAAAGUUUCAGGCGGAAUUUCUGCCUGGUGAUACACCAGAGGACUCACACAGGAGAGAAACCAUAUGAGUGUCCAGAUUGUGGGAAAGGGUUCAGUUUGAAUUCCGGCCUGGUUACGCACCAGAGGACUCACACAGGAGAGAAACCGUAUGAGUGUCCAGAUUGUGGGAAAAGUUUCAGUCGGAAUUCCCACCGGGUGAAACACCAGAGGACUCACACAGGAGAGAAACCAUAUGAGUGUUCGGAUUGUGGGAAACGUUUCAGUGUGAAGUCCAUGCUAGUGAAACACCAGAGGAUUCACACAGGAGAGAGACCAUAUGCGUGUCCGGAUUGUGGGAAAAGUUUCAGUGUGAAGUCCAUGCUAGUGAAACACCAGAGGAUUCACACAGGAGAGAAACCAUAUGAGUGUCCAGAUUGUGGGAAAAGUUUCAGUCAGAAUUCCCACCUGGGGAUCCACCAGAGGACUCACACAGGAGAGAAACCGUAUGAGUGUCCAGAUUGUGGGAAAAGUUUCAGUCAGAAUUCCGAUCUGGUGAUACACCAUAGGACUCACACAGGAGAGAAACCGUAUGAGUGUCCGGAUUGUGGGAAAAGUUUCAGUCAGAAUUCCGGCCUGGUGAAACACCAUAGGACUCACACAGGAGAGAAACCGUAUGAGUGUCCGGAUUGUGGGAAAAGUUUCAGUCAGAAUUCUGGCCUGGUGAAACACCAGAGGACUCACACAGGAGAGAAACCGUAUGAGUGUCCGGAUUGUGGGAAAAGUUUCAAUGUGAAGUCCAUGCUAGUCAAACACCAGAGGAUUCACACAGGAGAGAAACCAUAUGAGUGUCCGGAUUGUGGGAAAAGUUUCAGUCAGAAUUCCACCCUGGUGUUACACCAGAGGACUCACACAGGAGAGAAACCGUAUGAGUGUCCGGAUUGUGGGAAAAGUUUCAGUCGGAAUUCCAGCCUGAUGAUACACGAGAGGACUCACACAGGAGAGAAACCAUAUGAGUGUCCAGAUUGUGGGAAAAGUUUCAGUUGGAAAUCCAGCGUGGUGAGACACCAGAGGACUCACACAGGAGAGAAACCAUAUGAGUGUCCAGAUUGUGGGAAAAGUUUCAGUUGGAAUUCCGAUCUUGUGGCACACCAGAGGACUCACAGAGGAGAGAAACCAUAUGAGUGUCCAGAUUGUGGGAAAGGGUUCAGUCUGAAUUCCGGCCUGGUUACGCACCAGAGGACUCACACAGGAGAGAAACCAUAUGAGUGUCCGGAUUGUGGGAAAAGUUUCAGUCAGAAGUCCAGCCUGGUGAUACACCACAGGACUCACACAGGAGAGAAACCGUACGAGUGUCCAGAUUGUGGGAAAAGUUUCAGUCAGAAUUCUGUCCUGGUGAACCACCAGAGGACUCACACAGGAGAGAAACCAUAUGAGUGUCUGGAUUGUGGGAAAAGUUUCAUUCGUAAAUCCAACCUGGUGAUACACCGGAGAACUCACACAGGAGAGAAACCAUAUGAGUGUCCAGAUUGUGGGAAAAGUUUCAGUACUAGGUCUAUCCUUAUAGAACAUGUAGGUUUACACAUGGGAGAGAAACCAUUCAAAUGCCCAGACUGUGGACAGUGCUUCACAAACAAUUCCUACUUUAGCAGACACAAGAAAAUGCACAUAAGGCAGAAGAUGCUGAGUGUAGAGAAGGUUUGAAUUUCACUUCUCAUCUCCCAUUGGUCAUCCAGCUGAAAAGUUAAGUAUGUAAUUUCUGGACUGACUCUUUUUAGUUAUAUAUGUGUCAGUAUUAGACAUGGGGGAGCAGAGAAAAAAAAUGGAAAAUGUUAGUUUGAGAAAGGUUAAUUACAUGAACCUGGCUAUUAGCAGAAGUUUCUGGAAAUGUACUUUUCCAGAAAUAUUGCAAUUGUUGCAAAAAGGAUUUUUGGAGGUGGUAUUUGCAUAUUGAUCAUCAUAGAUCCUAGAAAUGUGACAUGCAGAAUUUCACCCUUCUUCAACCGGGGUUUCCUCCAGAUUCCGAGCCCCAGAUUU
Molecule: messenger RNA, 4518 nt
Organism: Candoia aspera
Lineage: Eukaryota; Metazoa; Chordata; Lepidosauria; Squamata; Candoiidae
Product: zinc finger protein 850-like
Exons: 3
Coding region: 316-4185 (1289 amino acids)
Biological process (GO): negative regulation of transcription by RNA polymerase II
Cellular component (GO): nucleus; nucleoplasm
Molecular function (GO): DNA-binding transcription repressor activity, RNA polymerase II-specific; RNA polymerase II cis-regulatory region sequence-specific DNA binding
Source: RefSeq, a predicted model, not a curated record